CAGAGGGCAGUGUAGUCUUAUUCAUUUGCGCAAAUUGCAGUCAUCUUGCAGAAGAACGCCUUCUUCUGACCCUCAUGCAGAGCUGCUGCUUGGGUUUAUUUUGUAUUUUGAUCCUGGACAGAUUGUUGUACAAUGUUGCGGUCUGUCGUGUCUUUCCUGGAUGAUAAAAGAGGUGUAAAAGAGGAGUGUGGAGAUGAUCAUAUCACUGAGUGCACGGUAAAAACCGAGGAAUAUGAAACCAGCGUAGGUGCAACAAACGAAGGUAUGGCUGUGAAGCUAAAGGAGGAAGAUGAGGAGCAAAAGAUAUCAGAGGAAACACCAGAAAUCACAGAGUAUAAUGAAGAAAGUGGUAAUCAGAGCUUUCACCGAGUCUUGGUUUUUACACAGGCAAGCAACAAAGAAAAGACAACCAACAGUAAUUUGUUCCACUGCCCUCAGUGUGAGAAGACAUUUGCUAAAAUGCAGUUUUUAAAAACCCACCUAAGAGUCCAUACAGGAGAGAAGCCUUACGGGUGCUCACAUUGUGGACGGAGGUUUUCUCAUCUAGCGUCUUUAACAGGUCACCGGAGAACACAUACAGGAGAGAAACCGUAUCAAUGCUUUCAGUGUGGAAAGAGGUUCGCUCUUUCAGGCUCAUUAAAAUUGCAUGAGAGGAUCCACACAGGUGAGAAGCCCUACCAGUGCCUUCAGUGUGGAAAGAGCUUUUCUAGACAUGCGUUUUUAAAGAAACACCAACGCAUGCAUUCUGGAGAGAAGCCCUUCUGUUGCCUUGAGUGCGGCAAACGGUUUUCCCAUCCGAGCUCCCUGAAGGAUCACGAAGGCUCACACACCGGAGGCAAGCCGUACAGCUGUUCCGAAUGCGGAAGGCAGUUUUCUCAUCCGAGCUCUCUCAAAGUUCACGAGAGGAUACAUAGCGGCGAGAAACCUUACCACUGCACUCAAUGUGGGAAGAACUUCUCCCAUCUCACAUCGCUGAAAAUUCAUGUUCGGAUACAUACCGGAGAGAGGCCGUACCAGUGCUCCCAGUGUGGGAAGGGUUUCUCUCAUGCAGGCUUAUUAAAGGGUCAUGAGAGGAUACAUACCGGGGAAAAGCCGUACCAUUGCACACAGUGUGGGAAGAGUUUUACACAGUCGAGUGCGUUAAAAGUUCACCAGAGGAUCCACACCGGAGAGAAGCCUUACCGCUGUUCGGAAUGCGACAAGUGUUUUUCUCAUCCGGGGUCUUUAAAAAUUCACCAAAGAAAGCACACUGGAGAGAAGCCUUAUCAGUGUGAACAGUGCGGCAAAAGUUUUUACAGAUCGUGGUACUUAAAAGUACACCAGAGAAUACAUACUGAAGAAAAGGACAUUAGUUCUAGCUGAAUGUAUUUUUUUAUGGUUUACAUAGACUUUUAUUUAUAAACUCCAUGACUGCUGCUGUGAAGAGAGAUUUUAUGCCGUUUAAAGCUGGGUUGGUUGAUAAAAUCAGAUCAAUGUUGGAGGUAAUAUGUGAGCAUCAUUACUGCACCGCUGAAUGUAUUCGAUGUAUCUUGGCGAGCCACAACAUGGGGUAUUCAACUCAUUUAGCGGUAAAAAAUAAUAUAUUUUGGCCAGCACAUGACAAAUUAAAAUAUACACAUGUCUGCUAUUAAUUUGGAAAUACACAAUGCUUCUAGAGAAUGUUGUAAGUAUAUUACAACAGCAAAUACAGUGCCUUACAAAAGUAUUCAGGCUCCUGAUCAAUUCUAUAUCAGUUUCAUUUUCAAUUUUAAGUUCUACUGAUUUAAAAUAAGUUAUUGUUGGUUCACAUUGUUGGCAUCGUAAAAUAUUAUGUUCGCGUAAGUGUUCAGUCCUCGCACAUUGAUAUAUUUGGUUGAGUUACCUUUUACUGCAAUACAGCUUUAAGUCUUUAAGCCUUGUUUUAUUUCUGCUCAUUUUGAAGGUCUCUCUAUACAGAUUAUUUAAAAACUAAUAAAUCAGAUUGCAUGAUAAGUAAUAAAAGUAGAAGAGGGAAAUAAUCAUUGAGGGGGUGAGGACUUUUCUUACAGUCUGGAUACUGAAUCUGUUAAAAUCUAUUUAAAAAAGAAUGAAAUAAAUGACAAAAUAAAAGACUCCAGUCUGAGCAUAAGAGUGAAUACGUGUACAUUUGUUUAGGAUUCUCUAUAACGUUUUUAAAUCACAUUUAUUCUAUCACAUUAGUUCUAUCAUAAGUAACACAGUAUAAAGUCCGGAACUAAUAAUGGUGCAACUACUUCAUUUGCUUCUAGUUAGGUUUGUCUUUCUGCUGCAGGCAAACAUAUUUCCUCCCUCAUUGUUCAUCAUGACCUCUGCUUCCUGACGCAAAAGAAACACACCCCUCUUCUGGAAAGGUGCACUCUGAAUCGAUCGAGUGCAUAAAUAAUAGGCUUUCGUGAUAUUUUAAAGGAUAUUGUGCAUUAUUAUUAUUAGAUAUCACCCAGCCCUGAAUGUUGAAACACUUUGUGUACAUCGUGUGUACAUGUACUAUCUUUGUGUAUGUGUGUCAUCUUUGUGAUUGCCACAAACCGCAAAAAAAUCAAGUUCUAAUAAAGCCUCAUGACUAUUA
Messenger RNA from Tachysurus fulvidraco (yellow catfish), 2563 nucleotides. RefSeq names its product zinc finger protein 135-like. Bases 133 to 1362 code for a protein of 409 amino acids. Lineage: Eukaryota; Metazoa; Chordata; Actinopteri; Siluriformes; Bagridae. The transcript has 2 exons. The record is from RefSeq and is a predicted model, not a curated record.